This is a messenger RNA of Cicer arietinum (chickpea), 1966 nucleotides long. Its product is annotated as protein kinase STUNTED-like. Gene Ontology annotation, molecular function: protein kinase activity; ATP binding. The record is from RefSeq and is a predicted model, not a curated record. Gene Ontology annotation, biological process: protein phosphorylation. Lineage: Eukaryota; Viridiplantae; Streptophyta; Magnoliopsida; Fabales; Fabaceae.
ACCGACAUUUUUUGCUAAAGGGAAAAGGCAAUGACAGUGAAAGGGAGAUGUAUUUUGGUGGGAAUUAGAAUUGAUAGCAAUAGCAGACACCUCCUCAAUUGGGCUAUAGUCAAAGUUGCUCAUCCUUGGGAUUCUGUUCUUGCAAUCCAUGUUGUUACAUCUCCAGAUUAUGUUUCUGAAAGCAAGGCUUUGGUAGAUGAUUAUUUAGAGGUUUAUGAAGGUUUAUGCGAUGCAAAAAAGGUAGGUCUCUCAGGUCGUAUCUCGACAGGAAGUUGUAUCCGUAACAUUCUCAUCAGAGAGGCAAAAAUCCACGGUGCCACUGCUCUAGUGGUAGGGGGUGGAGUUUCAACUGCUAAAUAUUGCGCGAAACGACUACCAGGAACAACUGAUGUUAUUGGUAUCCAUGGUGCAAGAAUUGUCUUCAGAAGCUCCAUCGAUAAACAGCAACUAAUAGGUGGUGCUAUAGAGGAUCCUAGACCGAGUCUUAUGAGCACAGUGGUCCAGUCUUCAUUUGGUGACUAUAAUGAGAAAUCAAGAGACCAAGAAGAAAUGAAAGUUUCAUCAAUAUCUGAUCAGAAGCUUGGGUGGCCACUUCUCCGAAGAGUGCAUACAGAUAUCUCAAGGGACAUUUCUGUAGUGCAAUGGGUAAUGAAUUUACCAGAUCGCUCAAAUCACAACAAUUCAUCUCAAAUUGAGAAAGAGAACUAUCAAAAACUUUAUUGUUCCAAUUGCUGCAAGUGGUUCCUCUUUGAGGUUCUCAGUUCUUGCACUUGUCAAUUCUCUUCAGAAAAUGUGAUUGGGAUUGGAGGAAGCAAUCGUGUGUACAGAGGAACCCUGCCUGAUGGGAAACACGUGGCAGUCAAAGUUAUGCAGUCAUCAAAAGAAGCCUUCAAAGAUUUUGACCUUGAAGUUGAAAUAAUGUCCUCAUUGAACCAUACACACAUCACACCUCUACUUGGUAUUUGUAUUAAGGAUGGCACUUUUAUAUCUAUUUAUGAUUAUUUCCCCCAAGGAACCUUACACCAAAAUCUAAGUGGUAAGAACAAGGAUGGAUCUAUGUUGUCAUGGGAAGUCAGAUUUAAGGUAGCUGUUGGGAUUGCUGAAGCAUUGAAUUACCUGCACAACCAAACUUCCAAGCCUAUUAUACAUAGAGAUGUCAAGUCUUCCAACAUUCUUCUUUCCCACGAGUUUGAGCCACAAUUAUCUGAUUUUGGACUUGCCAUGUGGGGACCAACAACUUCAUCAUUUGUGAUACAAGAUGAUGUGGUAGGAACCUUUGGUUAUCUUGCACCAGAAUACUUCAUGUAUGGAAAGGUCAGUGACAAGAUAGAUGUUUAUGCUUUUGGUGUGCUGCUACUUGAACUUAUAUCAGGGAGGGAACCAAUCCACUUCAAAACUUGCAAGGGACACCAGAGUUUGGUUAUGUGGGCAAAACCAAUUAUAGAGAGUGGGGAUUUUAAAAGCUUAUUGGAUCCAAAGUUGAAAGAGAAGUUUGAUGCAUCUCAAUUCAACAAAAUGGUUCUUGCAGCAUCUCUAUGCAUUACACGGUCUGCGCGACUUCGUCCUACAAUGAAUCGGGUAUUGAAGAUCUUAAAAGGAUGUGAUGAGAAUGUUGAAAACAUAUUUAAGUCUCAUGAGAGUGAUCAUGAUCAUUAUUCAGAAAAUGAAGAAAAUCUUGAUGAAGAAGUCUAUCCAAAUUCAAGUCCAGAGUUGCACCUUAGCCUUGCAUUACUUGAUGUUGACAAUGAUACUACAUCAUAUAGUAGUAUAGAGAACAUCAAUAAUAAUGAACAAUUGAAAGAACGAUGGAGCAGAUCAUCUAGUUUCAGUUAGCUUCUUAUAAUUUUAUGAAUCCCGUGUUACUUAAUGGGUAGCAUUUUGUAUAUGUCAAUAAAAAAUCUACGUCCAUAAUCCUAUAAUAAUGUUUUGGAAGAUUUAGAAUGACAUAGUUUCCAUUUGAAGUAUC